Impatiens glandulifera is the source of this 894-nucleotide messenger RNA. RefSeq names its product bifunctional epoxide hydrolase 2-like. The coding region runs from base 1 to 894 and encodes 297 amino acids. The transcript is spliced from 5 exons. NCBI's taxonomy places the organism in Eukaryota, Viridiplantae, Streptophyta, Magnoliopsida, Ericales, Balsaminaceae. Gene Ontology annotation, molecular function: hydrolase activity. The record is from RefSeq and is a predicted model, not a curated record.
AUGUAUGAACAGGAAGUUGGUGAUAUUGAAGGCAAAGGAUUUGGAGAUUCCGGUGAAGAUGAUGAUGAUGAUUCAUUGUCUUCCUGGUUGUCGCCGGAAGACCUCGACUAUUACGCCGACAACUUUACCAAGACCGGCUUCACCGGCGGGGUCAAUUACUAUCGGGCAUUGAAUCUAAACUGGGAACUAUUGGCUGCUUGGACCGGAGCUCAGGUGAAAGUGCCGGCGAAAUACAUAGUGGGCGACCUUGAUUUAAUGUAUAACAAUAAAGGCGCAAAGGAAUACAUACAGAAUGGAGGACUGAAGAAAAACGUGCCAUUGUUGGAGGACAUAGUUGUGAUUGAAGGAGCUGCACAUUUUAUAAAUCUAGAAAGACCCGAUGAGAUUUUAGAACAGGAAGUUGGUGAUAUUGAAGGUGAGUUUGAAAAGAUAGGCGUUAAAGAAGUGAUGAAGAAAUUCCUUACAUACCGUAAGCCUGCACCUCUGUUUAUUCCAAAAGGCAAAGGAUUUGGGGAUUCCGGUGAAGAUGAUGAUUCAUUGCCUUCCUGGUUGUCGCCGGAAGACCUCGAUUAUUACGCCGACAACUUUACCAAGACUGGCUUCACCGGCGGGGUCAAUUACUAUCGGGCAUUGAAUCUAAACUGGGAACUAUUGGCUGCUUGGACCGGAGCUCAGGUGAAAGUGCCGGCGAAAUACAUAGUGGGCGACCUUGAUUUAGUGUAUAACAAUAAAGGUGCAAAGGAAUGCAUACAUAGUGGGGAGCUGAAGAAAAACGUGCCAUUGCUGGAGGACAUAGUUGUGAUGGAAGGAGUUGCACAUUUUCUAAUGCAAGAAAGCCCCGAUGAGGUUAACAAGCACAUUCAUCACUUCCUCAAAAAUCAUGAGAAGAACUAA